Messenger RNA from Paramecium pentaurelia, 8167 nucleotides. The record is from the annotation of a GenBank genome assembly. Lineage: Eukaryota; Ciliophora; Oligohymenophorea; Peniculida; Parameciidae.
AUGGACUAGGAUGAAAGUUGGGGAAGUUUAUAGCAAAUAAUUCAUGAGGAUGAAAAGUAUUUAUAUAUUGUCAAUAAUUCUUAGUUAAAAUAAUGUUCGAUAAGGCGAUAUUAUAUAUUUAAAAUCAUAUUUACCAGAUGAUAAUAAAGGUCUUAUAUCUGGUGAAGGAUUUGCAACAAAUAAGUUGGAGUGUCUUCUCCUUUAAAAAUAUUCAAACGAAUACUUUAAUUCAAAAGAAUUUGUCACUAAUAAGUAAACGGAUAGUUUGGUUAAUAAAUAAGCUGAAUGGAAUAUAUUUAAAUGCUUGUUCAGAAUUCUAGAUAGCAAUCGUUCUAUCUAUGAAUAAACUAAAAAUGAAUUCGUUUCUGAUUAAUUAAAAGAAAAUGAAGAGCAGAAUGAAAGUGAAAAAAAUAUCAUUUAUGGUUAAGAAAUAUAAUUGCUUCACUUAUAUUCAAAAUGUUUCUUAACUCUCAACAGUUAAGUCUUGGCUAAAGAAAAUUGCUGCCGUGAACUUAGAUUAGAAUAAAGUAUUACUUCUAAUUCUAAUUUUAUGCUUUAAUCUAAUACAAAAAGUUAUGGUGAACCUGUUUUGUAUGGAGAUAUUCUAUAUUUAAAGAGUAGUGUGAUUCAUCUUAAUAAAUGGGGAUUAGGAAUUUAAUAGACAAGUCCUUAUUCUGAAGUUCAUGCCUCUUAAAUAGCAUCAACUUUGAGAAUAUGUAAUUAUCUAGAAAAUGAGAAUGAGAAUAUUAUAAUGAAUGGGGAUAUUAUUGUAUUUAAGAAUAGACUAUUUGGAGGGUAUUUAAGUAUUAAAAGACAGUUCUCAUCAACAAAGUUAAUGGAAAAAAGAUAAAUAUAUAAAAAAGAUUAGUUGUUAGAAUAGAAUUAUAUAAAUCUAAUAUAGUUAAAAUAAUAAGAAAAUUUAGAUAAAAUGUUUCAUAUUACAUUAGAAAGUGAAUUAUAAUUAAAUUCAUUAUGGUAAUUAAUAGGUAUAGCAAGUUAAUCUACUCAAUAAUAAAAUAAUAAAAAGGAUAGAAAUAGAGUUUAAAAGAGUUAUUUGAUAAAAAAUGUCUUAACAGGGACAUUUUUAUACUUAGAAAAUGAAUAAUUACAUGCUUCAUUUGAUCGUUUACAACCUAAAUUUGAAUUUUAAAUAAGAAACUUAUAAAAAACUGAAUAAUAAAUUAAUUUAGGUGAGUUUUAUAGAAUCUUAAGAAUAUAAGAGAAUCCAUAAUUAUCAUAAUUCUAAACAUUUGUAAUAUAAUGUAAUAAUAGUAAUGAAGUAAAUAUAACUACUAAUUGUUAAAAAACAUAAUUUGAUUAGUAACUAUUUAAAGUAGCAAGAGGACCUUAUUAAGAUGCUAUGGCUGCAAAUAAAAUAUAAUCAUUUUACUUUGGAAUAGUUGACUUUUACAUAUUUUUAUAAGAUUGGGCUUUAGAUAAAGAUUUAAAAUAUUAAUAUAAUUUAGCAUUUUAGAAUUAAAAAUAAUUAUAAGAUGAAAUCAAUUAAUUUGAAAAGCUUUUAUAUAAUAUGAAUGUAUUUUUAAGUUAAGAAAAUUCAAUAUAAGAAAUAAAAUAAUGUCAAUUUAAUUUAUGUUAAUAUGAUGUUUUAGAUUUACUUAUAAAAUUACAAUAAUUAGUAAAUUUAAUAUCAAAUCAAGAAAAUAAAUGGGCAUCUAGUUAUAGUGAUAAAACAGCAUAAAGAAUUGCUAGAUAGAAAUUUGAUCCUGUUGCUUCUAUUAAAAAGAAAAAACAAUUUAAUUUGGUUGAAGAAAUUUAUUAAACAAUAUAUUCAAUCAUCUUUGAUAAUGUUGAUUGUUGUAAUUAUGUUAUACAAGAAGAUUCUAUAAUAGAUUUUCUUUUUAGUCAAUUAAAUUAAUUUAGAGAAUAGAUUGAAAAAAUGUUUAAGUAAAUAGUUUCUAAAGCUAAAUAUAAUCCAAUUAUUGCUAAAAAAUGGAUAAAUAGAAUAUAGAUGAUUAAAGAAGAGAAUUUAGAAGAUUAAAUGUUUAUAAUAACAAUUAUUAAUUUAUUUAUUUCAUCAUCUUAUCACAUUAGUGUUGAAUGUUAAAAUUUAUGUAGGAAAAAUCUCUUUAUUAAUAAUAAAUGUAAAUUAUUAAAAUGUCUCAUCAUAGAAGAAUUACCAAUUAUAUAAAUAGAAGCUGAUGCUUAUGAGUUUUAGUAAAAUAAUUAAAAAUUUUGUGAAGACUAUCAUAAAUAUUAUUUGAAUUUAAGAUAAAAUUAAAUAGCAAUAGAAUAUUUUAUUAAACAUGAUUAGGAAAGACUUUAUCGUAAAUAUGAAUAAUAUCUAUUAAAUUUAUUGAAUUUAUAUGCAAAGAUGUGUAGAGGUAGAAAUUUUAAGAAUAUGAAUUUAAUUAAGAAUGUAGCAGGUAUUAAUUAUUAAUUCUUUGAUUCAAUAAUAAAGUCAAUUCAUAGUUUAUAAUGUAAAUAAGUUAUCAUAGAAUUGUUUUCAUCAUUAUAUUUUGAUAUUGAUCCUUUGACUAAAAUUUCAGUAUUUGAAAAUACAUGUUAUCUUAGAUAGGCUUUAGGGGAUUUUGAUAAAGAAUUAGAAUCAGGCAGAUACUUUUAUGAAAAUAUUUCAUCUAAUAUACUAAAAAAAACAGAUUCUUAUUAAAAUUUUUAAUAAGAUACUUUAAGAACUUAAGAAAAUAUGUAAGAACUUUUACUUCUCAAAUCCUUUUCAUCUCAUAUAAUUACAAAUCAAAAAUAUCAUGAAUAUUUUAUUAACUUAUUUUUAUAAUAAGAAUACCCAACUAUUUUAACUGAAGAUUCUAAUAGUUCACUUAAAUACAAAGAAAUUUCUAAGAUUUAAUUAAAAUUUUUUUUAAGUGUAAUACGUAUUAUAAAAGAUUCAAUUGAUUUAGGAUAUAAUACAUUAAAUAAAAAUAGAGAAAUAUAAGAAACCUUACCAAAUAUUUUCUUUAUUUUAAUUAUUCAAUUAAAUAAUAAAUUUAAGACAUUUGAAUUUUAAGAAGAUAAAGCUUUUAUUUUAAAUUUAAAAAAUAUGUAAUAAGCUUAGAGUAAAUAAAUUUCAUCAUUAUUUGAAAGAUUUAAUUUAAGAUUUAAUUAAUCUUGGAUUGCAGAUUUUUUGUUAUGGUCUACAUCUACAUGUAAUGAUUAAGAUUUAAUAGAAUAGAUAUUUUAAGAAGCAUUAAAUAUCUAUUAAGUAUUAUUUUAUUUAUAGGCUAAUUUAUAAGUCUUAUAAUAUUUGACUUAAAAAGAAAGUUCAAUGAAUGAAUUAUUUGCAAAUCAUGAUUCAAUUUUAUUUCAUUGUUUAUUUGGAGCAACUAAAUUACCAAAUUUAAAUAAUGAAAUUUUGCAAUAUCUUAUUUUAAGUUUUAAUAAUUAAUAAUAUGAUCUUUAAGAAAUUAAAGAAGUAGAAAUUCUAGAUGAUGAAAUAGAACGUAAAUAUUUUGGAAUUGUUAAUGGACAUUAUGAGGCAUAAGGUGAUUAAGGACCAAAAGAAAUAUAAUAAUAUGUUAAAUAAGCAGUUAAAUUUGUUUAAAUUGAUUAAUAAAAUAAUAAGAAAUUAGAUGAAUUUGAAAAAUCAUUCUUAAAAAUAUCUUAAUAUAUUUAGAAAAUAAAUUCAUUAUUUGAAAGUAUAAGAAUAUACAAUUAGUCUUAUACUAAAUCACUUUAAAAUAUGAUUAGAAAUGCAGGAAUACAUCUUAUUUUUAUUGAAUUUUUUAUAAAUUCUGAUCAAAUUAUUGAAAAUGAAUAAGUUGUAUAUUUUUAUAGAAAUUUCUUAAAAUUUUGGGAGAAUUUUCUUAAGGACAAUCAGACAAAUUUUUAGAUAUUAAUACCAUAUCUAGAUUAACUAUUAAAAAUUAUAUUAUUGCCAUAACCCCAACAUGAUAACUUUUUAUAUAAAUCUUUAUAAAUUUCUAAACUAUAAUUAGAUAGUGCUUCAAAUAUCAUUAUUGAUAUAAUUAUGAAUAUAUGUAAAUCACUAAAUUUAAAUGAAAAAGUAAUUCAUAUAAGAGCUGCUAAAUAAUAUUUAAAAAUCUUAAAAGAAUUUACAAAAACCCCUUCAAAACCUAAAUUUAAUCAUUUAAGUAAUCAAAAAUAAAUCUUACAUUUAAUUCUUCAAAAUUUUAGAAAUCUUAUAGAUCCUUUAUAAUAUUUUGAAGAUAAAAAUCUAAAAGAUAAACAAAUAUAAUCCAAUUAUCUAAGAUAUUAUUAACUAAAACUUCAUUCUACUGCUCUCAAUCUAAUCUCAGAAACUUGUUAAAAUUAUUAUUUAGGAAUUUCUGAAACUUAAAGAAUAUUACUUUUUGAAUAAUUAACAUCAGUAUUGCAGAAUGAACCAUAUAUUGUAAAAGCUGCUUAUUUAAAAUGUAUCUUUGAAUUAUACAUUAAUUUUGUUAAAUCAAAUAAUCUAAUAGGAGAUCUAAUAGAUAAUUAUCAACUUAAAGAAUUAUUUACAUCAAUUAUUAUUCCAGAUUUAUAAAAGAUGUAAUAAUUUUAAAAAAGUCAUAAUUUAGAAAAUCUUAUAUUACUAAACAAUAAAGAGUAUUGGAAAUAUAUACUAUAUGUCUUUGAAUUUCUUAUUUCAGUUAUUGAUGAAUUUAGAGUUCCAGAAAGACAAAAUGAUAUUAAUUUUGUUGAAGAAUAUACUAAGAUAAAUACAUUAAUUAAAGGAAUAUUACUAAAUUCUUCUAGUCCAUUGAUAUAAGAAAAAAGAGAAUAUAUAUAAUAAAUAUCUGAAAUAAUUGACUUAUUUGUUAAGAAUCUAUACGAUUUCAAUCUUUAAAAUAGAUUAUAAAUAUAUUGUAUUAGAUAAAAGAUUUCAGUCUAAUUUUUAAUAGACUAUGUUGAAUAAAUGAAUUAGAAAGAUAGAAUAUACAAAUUAAAAGAAAUAUGUAAUCAGAAUAACAAGAUUUACAUAAAAUAAUUAGAUCUUAGUCUUAUUAGAUCUAACAAGGCUUCUCAUUAUUAAAAUGCAGAGAAUUGGAUUGAUUUUAAAAAAGCAUUUAAUUCUUAAAUUGAUUUAAAUGAAACUACAACUUAAGCAUAAGAAAGAUUGAAAGAAGAAUUAAACUUAUAAGUUUUAAAGGAGAAAUUUUAGGAGAGAAAAGAAGAAGAAAUUAAGAAGACUUUCUUAAAAAAAGGAUGUUAAGGUGAAAUUUUAAAUCCAUUAUCAGAAGAUGUACAAAUAUUAUUCUUUUUACAUGAAUUAAGUUAAUAAGUAGAUAGUUUACUUUAAGAAGAGAAAUUUAAGGAAUUUAUAAUCAAAUGUAAAUAAAUAUUUUCAUAACAUCCUCAUUAUUUAAUUAAAUUAUGUAAAAUAUUUUUGGAAAUGAAAAAACCAGUUAAGAAUUAUAUAAAUUAAGGUGAAUUAGAUGAAGAAGAUGAUAUAAAUGAAAGGGGAAAUCAAAAAGAUUAUUAGAAUACUAUUGAAAAAUUUACAACAUUCCAAAAUAUAAUAUCUGAAUGUGAUAUUCAUGUUAUUGCAAUUGAGUAAUUAAAUCAUUAAAACACAAUUGAAUAAUUAGAUUGUUUAACUUUGAUACAUCUUUUAUUAGACUUUGGUAAUUCAUAAGUACAACAAAGAUUUUACACCUUAUUAUAGAAUCAUAAGAAACAUAAGAAAAUAUUCAUAUAAUUCUUUAAAGAUUUUUAUAGUACUGAUGUAGGUAUAAAGUUGGAAGAAUUAAGUUUAUCUAAGAAUACUAAUUAUUUACAUAUUUGUAUUAAAGUUUUAUAAGUUUUAUAAGGAUUAUGUGAGAAUGUUCAUAUAGAAUUUUAAAAAUUUUUGAGAAUUCAAAAUUAAUAAGAUUCAAUUACAAAUAAUUUUAAUUUUGUUUUAGAAACUACUAAUUUAUUGGUUAAUUUUUUAUCAGAUAAAUCUGUAGAUAAUUUAAAGAAAUGGGAAUUAUAUUAAUAAGGUUUAUUAAGUUUAAUAGAAUUUUCAACUGGUCUUAAUGAAAAUAAAAAAGAAAUCACAAAAAAUUCUAGAUUAUUUUCAGGAUUUAAUGAAUUAUUUAAUCAUGUAGAUUUAGAUAAAGCCUUAGUUCCUUAAUCGAAAAAAAUAUAAAACAUUUAUUUUUAAUUAUUGUAAACUCUAUACAUUUACAUUUAAUUAUUAAUAUCAUUAUUGGAAGGUAAUGCAAAUGAAAAUAAACAAGUAUAUAAAUUCUUAUUGGAAAAUUUAAAUAAUGAAUUUCUUAUGUCAUUAGCAAAAAAAAUAUAUAAUAUAAGAAUCAAUCCUAAAAAAUCUGCAAUUUGUGUUGAUAAAUAUUGCAGACUUCCAUGUAAAGACAAUUUAUGUAAUAAAAGUUUCUGUAUAAAUGGUUAUAAAACAAGAGAGGAUUCUUUAUUAAUUGAGACAGGCUUAAAUAUUUUUAUUAUCGGUUUAAAGCUAUCUAAUUAUAGUAAUGAUUAAAAAUUUAAAAUAUUUUAAUUUGAAAGUAUGACAAUAGAAAAAGAUUUGAUUUAAGAAGAAUAAAUUUACUAAAAUAUAAGUUUGAGAAAUGUAAUUGAAAAAACAUUUUCAAUAAGUCAACAUCCUGAAUAUUAUUAAAGAGUUGUUGAUACUUAGUAAGUGAAUAACGAAUUAUUUGAUGAAAUUAGUGAAGAAAGAUAACAUACAGAAGCUAAAUUAGUUUAAGUAUCAAGAGAAGAUGAAUUCUUUUUAUUUUAUAGAGAAUUUAUUGGAAGAAUAGAAGUAGUAAAUUAAUUUGGUUAAAUAGAAAGAAUUCUAUUUUAGAAACCUUUUGUUUGCAAAUAUAUGACAUAAAAUAUUAAAUAAAAUUUAAUUUAUGAAUCUAAUAGAGAAACAGACGAGGAUAGAAUUACAAGUUUUUUGGAAAAUAUCAAUUUUUAUCAUUCUUAAAUGGCUCAUUAUUAAAAUGUUAGUACUAUACCUAUUAUGCAUUUUGGAUAAAAACAUUGGAGAACUUUAAAAGAUAUAUCUUACAUUCUUUGUAUGGUUAUUGUAUUAUUCUUUAUUUUACUGCCUGAUGAUAUAGCAGAUGGAAAUUUGGUUUAGGGAGAUAAUGAUGAAGACGAAAUAAUUACUGAUUCAAAAAAAGUAUAAAUAGUAUUGUAUUUAAAUAAUGUAAGUCAUAUAUUUUAAGUAGAUAAUAACUGUGAUUCAAUUAGUAUUAAAUUUGAUUAUUAUUAUAUUUUGUGCAAUAGAAAGAUACCCUAUUGCAGUUAAUUUUAGAAGAGGAGAAACUAAUGUGAAAUAAAUUCAGAAUCUAAAAAUUGAAGCAGGAUUUAAGAUACCAGAAUAUAAAAAGAAAUAUUAUGAAUUUGUAGGAUAUAUGGAAAAUAAUUUUGAAAAAUAAUAAGUUAAGAAAAAUCCAUUUAGAAAAAUAAUUGUAUUAUUAUUGAUUGAUUUCGAUAAUUUCUAUAAUGUAAAAUAACAUAUUAAUUAUAUAGCUUAUAAUAUUUGGAAUUACUGCUGUUGCAUUUUUUAAUAAUUAUGUUUAUGCAAUAUUAUUAUUAGACAUUGUAAAAAGAUCAGAGGUUUUGUAGAAUAUCAUUAAAGCUUUUACUGAAAAUACUAAAAACCUAUUAAUAUUUGGACUUUUAGGACUUAUUGGAUUGGUUUUAUAUGGAUUUUUAAUAAAAUUAUCAUUUAGUGAAGAUUUCAAGGAUGACACAAAAUUUGCUUCAGAUUCAUUAGGUUAUUCAAUAGCACAUGUUAUAAAUUUCGGUCUAAGAAAUGGUGGUGGAAUUGGUGAUACUCUAUCUGAUUAUGCUGAUCCUUUUGAAGAUCCAGCAAAAUAUUGGAAGAGAUAUUUUUUUGACAUCACUUUUUUUAUUAUCUUUAAUAUCUUGUUUUUAUAAAUGAUUUUCGGUAUCAUUGUUGAUAAGUUUGGAGAAUUGCGUGAUGAGAGAUAAGAACUUUUGAAAGAUAUCUAAGGAAAAUGUUUUAUUUGUAGUCUCGAUAGAAAUGAGAUUGAUUCUAAGUAAUUUUAUAUCUUAUAUAUUUAGAACUAAAAAUGGAUGGUAUUAACAUAUAUAUUUGGAACAUAAUGUGUAUCAUAUGCUUUUCUAUUUAAUAUAUAUUAAGAAAAAACCAAUCACUGAAUGUAAUUAAUUGGAAAAGUACAUCAAAGAUUAAAUGGAAAAUAGAUUAUCCGAAUUUCUUCCAGUAAAAAUGACAUACGAACUUCAAAAUUAACAAAAAUAAUAACAAUGA